AUGGGGCCCCCGGGCAAUAGGGGAUCAUGGGGCCCCUGUGUCCUUGCCCAAACUCAAAAAAGCCUAUGAAAAAGACUGUAUAUUAUAUGCUAGUAUAUCUGUACAGUGGACAUAUGUUUCUGAAACAUUCAUACCUCUGGCUCUCCUUUGAUUGGUUAAUAAUAUAACCCCUUAAACAGGGGGUGGACUGACAACUCAUGGGGCCCCUGGGCAAUAGGGGAUCAUGGGGCCCCUGUGUCCUCGCCCACACCCAAAAAAGCCUAUGAAAAAGCCAAUGAAAGGUACCAGGGGCAUGUCAUGGGGCCCUCUACUGACCCCGGGCCCUCGGGCAGUGCCCGAGUGCUCCUAUGGUCAGUCCGCCCCUGCCCUC
This is a messenger RNA of Staurois parvus, 370 nucleotides long. The record is from the annotation of a GenBank genome assembly. Lineage: Eukaryota; Metazoa; Chordata; Amphibia; Anura; Ranidae.